AGGCCGAGACAGAGAAAAGCAUGUAAAGAGAAUCUAAAUUAAUUAUUAUACGAUCGAUAAAAUCAUCUUGAACUGUGUGACCUAAUCUCGAAAUUUAAUAUCUGUUCAUUUAUCGAUCGUGAUAAAUCGAAUGACACUAUUUUUAAUCAAUUUUAAUUAAUAUACUUAAUAUUUAUGAGCAUUAUCAACACAACACGACGUUCUACAUAGUUCAAUCAUACGUCAUUUGUCUGUAUACGUGUUCAAAGACUUAAUGCGUAUUUACUAAAUUUCUAAUGCUAAUUUAGAGAUCAAAAAUGAUGAAAAUCCCGAAAUUUGUAUCAUCUCGUUCCAUAUGCACGGGAAAUGUUUUUUGGAACAGAUUAACCGAAGAAAUUGAACAAUCAGGAAAAUCCGCAACAGGUAAAAGAUCAACUGUUGAUGUUGGUGAUGUAGAGCAUCAUUCUAAACUAAGCAAUACUUGGUGGGAUGUAAAUGGAGAAAUACGCCCUUUGCACUCAUUAAACCCGCUUAGAGUGCAAUUUAUACGAGAUGGUUUAGCUAAUACAGGCACAAAAGUGGAAACUCCACAUUCGCCUUUGAAUGGAGUUAAAAUCUUGGAUAUUGGAUGUGGAGGAGGAUUGCUUUCAGAACCAUUGGCUAGAAUAGGAGCAGAAGUCACUGGAAUUGAUGCAUCCUCGGAGUUGAUAUCAAUAGCUAAACAACAUGCAUUAUUAGAUUCAGAUUUAGAUGGAAAAUUAAAUUACCUUCACACGACUAUAGAAGAUUUUUGUACACAAAAUAAAGAAAAGUUUAACGCGGUGGUAGCUUCUGAAUUAAUAGAGCAUGUAAAUGAUAAAGAAUUGUUCUUAAAGAGUUGUGUAAGUACAUUAAUGCCUGGUGGUUCAAUAUUUCUCACAACAUUGAACAGAACUUUAUCUUCUUGGCUUGGAGGCAUUAUUGCUGCUGAAUACGUGUUGAAAAUAGUACCACAAGGAAUACACAAUUGGAAUAAAUUUAUUACUCCGAUUGAAAUUCAACGUUUAUUAGAAACAUGUGGCUGUAGGACAAAGUUACUUCAUGGAAUAUUUUACAACCCUUUAAAGAAUGAAUGGUUCUGGACGUCGUCUACAGCAAUAAAUUAUGCAAUUCAUGCUGUGAAAAAAUGAGUUGAAUAAGAAAACAUGCAGUUCUUUUAUUACUUAUAGUAGAAUUUUAUACGAUGUACAAAUUAUAUUUGGAGACUUAAUUUAUUUAAGAUUUCUAUACAAGGUUGUGAUGAUAAGUACCAAUUACAAAUUACAGAAUUCUUACUUUUAUUAUUAGGUAAGGGAUGUUAAAAAAUAAGUUUCAACAGUCGUAUUUUAGAUUUUCUCCUUUAUUUCUUUUCAAAUAUAUACAAAAGAAUACACAACACGAAAAAAAUUACUUAUAACUUUAUCCUUUGCAAAUUUUUUGUUCGUUACAGGCAUUGUUACAAUAAAGUAUUUAUUGCUCGUUAACGCUCGCUAAUCGUAUCAUAGUUACUAUAUGGUACUCAUAAGUGGCACAAAAAUGCAAUUUCAAUUAACAUAGAAGUUUAAAACCAAUUUUAGUUGUACUAAAAUAAGUGUACUGGCGGAAUAAGUACACACCAUAGAAUCUUUUCUGAAUUAACGCGUUUAUUUAGCUUGGGCGAAACCGAUACGAUUGUUUCCCAUAUCGAAUUCAGUGUAGUAACGACCAAUGAAUACAUCUCCCAAAAUCCAUAGCGGACCGUUUGGCGGAGGAAUGUCCAUUCCCAUAAAUCCACUCAGGCAAACUGUCUUUCCGAGACUUGUUACCUGUUGAAAAGGCAAGAAGUAUUAAAUUGUCACCGAAUGAAAAAUUAGUUUGAUCGCUUGAUUAUUUGUGAUGCAUUUGAGAUUCUACCUUCAAAACAUAGUCCUCUCCUUUCAGCGAGAAGUCACGCCCGCCGAAGGUAAACGUGAUGUCAGGCAAAUUAGGAAUUAAAUUACAGUCAAUCUGUAAAAAUGAAAUAAUUAUAAACCUACGGUAGAUGUAAAUCUCAUGUAUAAUUACUUGUAUUUACCAUGGCCUCUCCGUUUAUAAUUUGUGUAGCUCCAAUUUUUUUAUUGAUGGCCUUAACUUCGUCAACGGGACCAGCUAUCAAAGAGGUGCCUGUAUCAGCAAUAGCUUCACAGCCAUUUUGGCAUACAGUAACAUCAGAACCCACUGUAACUCUAAAAUGUAAAUUUUAAAUUAUAGACAUUCUUUUAUAGAAACGAUUAUUUACGAAAACGGUCUAGUUUAAGGACAUUUUGCAUAACAUACUUGUCCAUUUUAAAUUGCCAGUAACCCUUACGGUCUACAGGAACAUAGGUGAAGUCACCUACAUAAUGAUCUGGAUCUGAACCACCUAAGAGCAUCUCUCCACCAACUUCGGCUUUAGGAUCUCUGAGUUUAUAAGUUUGUAGAUGUAUUAUUCGAUAUUACCAUGAUAGAGAAUUUGAUUACUGAUUAUUAAAGAAAACUUGUAUACCUGUUCAAGUAGAAACUGAAAAUAGGUUGAGGUACUAAUCCUUGCUUGACCAUAUUAUAGAAAACUGGUGUUACACCAUCCACAGAGAUCUUAGAAUAAGCCAUUCCCAUAAUACCGUCAAACUUAGCAGCAAGGAAAGCUAAACCAGGUUCGCGUAUUGCUUCUGCGAAUGUUUGAUCCAUAACUUUAAUUCCAGCAAUCUGUAAUACGCAAUUAUUAUUCCACGUGUGAAUCAAUAUGCAAAAUUAUUCCUCCCAAUAGGUCGAGAAAUGUAAAUGAUUU
This is a messenger RNA of Nomia melanderi (Alkali bee), 2782 nucleotides long. RefSeq names its product ubiquinone biosynthesis protein COQ3, mitochondrial (gene Coq3). The record is from RefSeq and is a predicted model, not a curated record. Gene Ontology annotation, biological process: ubiquinone biosynthetic process. Gene Ontology annotation, cellular component: mitochondrion. Gene Ontology annotation, molecular function: 3-demethylubiquinol 3-O-methyltransferase activity; polyprenyldihydroxybenzoate methyltransferase activity. Lineage: Eukaryota; Metazoa; Arthropoda; Insecta; Hymenoptera; Halictidae.